This is a messenger RNA of Teleopsis dalmanni, 1839 nucleotides long. Its product is annotated as protein disconnected-like. Gene Ontology annotation, biological process: regulation of DNA-templated transcription. Lineage: Eukaryota; Metazoa; Arthropoda; Insecta; Diptera; Diopsidae. The coding region runs from base 122 to 1528 and encodes 468 amino acids. Gene Ontology annotation, cellular component: nucleus. The transcript has 2 exons. The record is from RefSeq and is a predicted model, not a curated record.
CUUUAUUGAAAAUUAAGAAAAAAUUGGAUUUCGAUGAACAAAAUUGUCUAAACAAUCUUUUAAUUAGUUUCUGACAGUUACGGUCUGACAUUUUCAAAACAAAAAUUCUACAGUCACUAAAAUGGAGCAUCUUAUGUCAGCUUUCAUACCACCAACAUAUUUGCUUGGUCAUCCCACAAAUGCCGCAUUGUCUUCCUCAUCAGCAACAACAUCGCCUGCAACAUCUCCCAUCGCUGCGGCACUAACGAAACCUAAACGUUGGGGUUCUCCACCCGUUAACAUGGCUGGUCAAUUCAUUAAUCCCGCCACUGGUAAAAAGCGCGUGCAAUGCUCUAUUUGCUUUAAGACCUUCUGCGACAAGGGAGCAUUAAAGAUACAUUUUUCUGCGGUACACUUGCGUGAAAUGCAUAAAUGCACUGUUGAGGGUUGCAACAUGGUGUUCAGCUCGCGGCGUUCACGUAAUCGCCACAGCGCAAAUCCCAACCCAAAACUGCACUCACCACACAUACGACGCAAAAUUUCACCUCACGAUGGCCGCACCGCACAACAGUUUCCUGUCUUUCCGUUGUCACCUGCCGGUCUAAUGCCUUCUGCCGCUGGUUUGCCCGCAUUUCCGGGCUUAAUGCCACCAACCGGUUAUCACCCACAUCCAGCAGCAGCAAUGUUUGGCGAAUUUGCCCCACAGCCAAGCACAAAUAUGCCGCAUAUGUUCAUGAAACAGGAACACGUGUUCGGUGUACGUAAUGAUUCAACUGGUUCAUAUUCUUCAGAUGCAGAUGAAGAUGAUGGUUACAUAUUAGACGUGCAUACAAAUGGUUCGAGUACUAGUCAGGGUAGUCAUAGUGAUAUUGAAGAUUAUUGCCGCGAAAUAGAUGAAGACGAUGAGGAUGAAGAAUUGAUUUCAGUUUCAAUUGAAGAAGAACCAGCAAUGCAUACGGAUGACUCAAACGAGCCACUUGAUUUUAGUCUACACAAGCGUCAUGCAGCUGAAUGCCUAAGUCCAAGUAACAUAACUAUGUCUAGUAAUAGUAAUGAUUGCAAGAGUCCAACUCAAAGUAAUUCAUCAAAACUAAGCGGAAACUUUUCAGUUGACUGCUUAUUGGGUAAGCGAAAACGUACCAAAAGUGAAACGGAAUUGUCGAGUAGUUCACCAGUCACAGUUAAAAUGGAACUAACGAACGAAGAAGUACCAACAAUAAGCUGCCUCGAUCUCUCUUCUCAACUGAAGAAAUCACACACUACCAUCCCGUUACCUGCAUCAAUAUCGCCUUUAUCACCGGAAGAGCAGCGCUUGCGUUUACUCCAAUCACAAAUGUUCGCUGCCGCUGCUGCAGCAGCUGCUGCAAACCAAGCAGACUCCGCUGAUACCCGCACCUCACCCAUGCCGACCGCACCAACCACAGAUGCCACAACACAUCCAGCGCCGCCCAUGUGGAAUUUACUCUCCGAAGUCUACCGUUCCAUGCUCAUGAACAACAAUCUCAAAACUCAGUACAACGAAAUCUCGACGAACGCAAUUUCGGUUUAAGUCUCGGCUGAACACCUGCAACGGCUGUUCAUUGCCUUCCUUGUUGUGCACUUGCAAUGUGUUUAAUUAUGUAAAUAUUUUUAUUCGAAAUGCAAUUUUAAUGCAUUUAUGUGUGUAUAAUUUAUUUGUAAAUUUGAUAUAUUUGUAUCCAUCGUCUUACCUACAAAAGUAUUCAAAGAAAGUAUUUUUACUCUUAAAUGAACGCACUCCUCGCUACAAAAAGCCAAUGUGCAAUAGAGAGGUUUCUUCUCUUCUGUGUUUUUUUCAAAUAUUUAAUUUUUAUUAAUUUUUUUAAAAAUUAGUUUAUAUUG